Molecule: messenger RNA, 1876 nt
Organism: Nerophis lumbriciformis (worm pipefish)
Lineage: Eukaryota; Metazoa; Chordata; Actinopteri; Syngnathiformes; Syngnathidae
Source: RefSeq, a predicted model, not a curated record
UCCUUGUUUUGUUUUUUUUAUAGAAUAAACAACACAAUGAAGAAGUUUCAACAGAGGGCUUAUAAGCGUAGAUGGGCUGCCACAACUAGGCAUUUGAAGAAGCAAUGCCGACAGUCAACUUUAGAAUUAGAGAGUGAUGAUAGCGAGCAAGAGAAUGACACGACAAUCUUUACAACUCCAGAAACAGUGACAACCCUUCAGUACAUGGAUGCUGCGGAGACUGCUUCCUGCACUGCCGCGGGUGCUGACAAUGCCACCUAUAGUGGCCCUGACAGUGAUGAGCCUGAUGAAAAUGAUGCUGAUUGGAGACUAAUCGACCAUCAUGUCACCUUGUCAUCUGAUUCAGAAAAUGAGAGUGAUAGUGACUGCUUUGAAGAUAUUUUGAGGUCUGGAUUAUUUUAUCGUCAGAAUAGCUUCUGCUAUUGGCCAAAGCCAAAUCCUACCCACUCCAGAAUCCGGAGAGCUGAGAUUCCUGACAAAGAAGUCUGGGAUAGGCUGCCAAUUCGGGUUUUCAGGAAAACAUUGACUGAAGACUUUGACAAGGCCCUUCAAUAUGAAAAACAAGCUGAAAUGUUUUCGAGCCCAGAGGAAGAAGAAAUGUCAACCGAAUGGAGCCACAUCACCCCUGAACGUUAUAGAAACGAUGAGGAAGAUGUGUUUGAUGCUGACGGCGAAGAGGAAAUUCGGCCAAAAAAGAAGUGCAGAAAAGAGAAAUUACAGAUCCUCAUCCAGGCACCCCCACUGCCAGUGCUCCCACCAUUGAACUUUCCAAACUCCAGCGAGUACCAGACCACUUCAGCCAGUACCAGCCAAUACUACACCACUCCAAGGCAUCCAGGCCGACCUCACAGCCCAGCGAGAAGCAGCACUUACAGGCUCAGUCCAGACAGGAAUCAUGCAUCCAGCUCAAGCCAGUACCAAACCACUCCAGCCAGUACGAGUCAGUACCAGACCACUCCAAGAAACAGCAGGAAUGCCCUUGGAAGUGAACUUUUCCAGUUAAACAUGAAAGUUCAAAAACUAGUUGAGAACCAGGGAGAAAUUAUGCGCAUGCUGAGAGGGCUGGCAGCACAGUCUGUGGGGCCAGAAGCUGUGGAUGUUCAAGAUCUCAUUGAGAAGCCUUUCGAGACUCUUGAGCAGCUUAAGACCUUCUGUGAACAGCUCGACACUGAUCUUCUGCUCAGAAAGCAGCUGGUGAAAGCUCUUACUGCUCUUGGUGGGCAGAAUUUGGCAGACACGGUGAGGACAAUGCUGAGGAAAAUUGCCACAAACAAAGUCCUGGAGCAGCUUGGUCUCCGUGGAAAGACAGGCAAAGUGGCGUUUGAGGACUUGCCCUUUUACAGAAUAAUAAUAAAGGCAUGCAGGGGUGUUUACAAACAGACGACCACAGCUGAAGUAGAUUGUGAGCUUGGAGAGGUCCUGAAACUGGCCACUUUUCGAAAGGGAGGUUCAAAGUUUGAGGAGAAGAGGAGGAAUUAAGAGGAAGCGACGGCGAAGAAGGGCAAAGGGAAGUGUAAAAAGGAAAUGGACAGUGAGAUGAGUGACCAGGAAGUGAAGAAGAAGAAAACAGGGAAAGGGAAAAGAACCAAGCAAACGCCAGUGAAACCAGUGAGCAGUAGGUUUAAGAUGUUCAUCAUAUUUGUUCUUCUUUGUACGUUUUGAACAGUCUCUUAAACUGGAUCAUAUUGGUUUCUUUUGUUAAUCCAUUCCAUCAUUUAAUUCCACAUACAGAUAGAUAUGCUAAAGGUUUUAAGUGUUAUAAGUGCAUACAAAUGUUUUCAAUUAGAUUUUUCUCUAAGGUUAUAUUUCUCCUCUUUUGUAGAGAAUACUUGUUGUACAUUCUUGGGUAGCAGGUUAUAGUUUGCUUUGUACACCA